AUGGCCACUAUAACAACGACAGAAGUCACUCCUCCAACAAGAGACAGCAGUGUGGCCGAGCCAGACGUUGAACUUCAGCCCACACAAGCUCGAACAUGCUCUCCGUUCGUAGACUUCGUCGAGAGCGAAUCUACGCAGCAGGUCGAGCCCGAAUACCCAACGGGUAGCAAAUUCUGGAUUACAUAUCUCGCAACAUGUAUGGUCCUUGUCCUCGGUGGUCUGGAUGCAAAUAUCGUCGCCACAGCUGUGCCCAGCAUUACCGAUCAUUUUAAUACUGUGGCCGAUGUAGGAUGGUACUCUUCUGCAUUCCGGCUAUGUAGCUGUGCGUUGCAGUUUGCCUUUGCGAAGAUUUACACCCUCUUCCCCAGCAAAUCAGUCUUCCUCGUAAGCAAUGCAAUCUUCCUGAUUGGGUCUUUAGUGUGUGCCGCUGCCACGUCGUCUCCCAUGUUUGUUGCCGGCAGAGCGAUCAAUGGUGUUGCAUUUGCUGGCCAGCUUUCUGGCUGCUUUGCUAUCUUGGUAGAGAUCCUACCACUGCAGAAACGUCCGGUCUUUGCGGGUUCAGGGGCGUGCGUGGAGUCGUUGGCAAUUAUUGCAGCGCCCAURGUGGGCGGUGCAUUGACGCAGUCUCUAGGGUGGAGGUGGUGCUUUUGGAUCAAUCUUCCCCUCGGCGCUAUGUCACUAGCCGUGAUAUUCUUCGUCUUCCCGACCUCGCCAGCACGUCCUGCACACCGGCUCAGCUUUAAGGAGAAGCUCAGGCAGCUAGAUCUUCUCAGCACCUGUCUGUGUAUUCCAUCACWCACAGCCUUGUUCCUGGCACUUUCCUGGGCGGGGACCAAAUAUCCUUGGUCCGAUGCCCGGGUUAUCGUCCUGUUCGUUGUCUUUGGUGUACUGAUGGCUGCGUUUUUGUUCCAACAGCACAGGCGGGAAGAUCAGGCUAUCCUUCCAUUCCGCAUACUCAGGAAUCGGAAUGUCAUUGCAGGUUUCAUCUUCACAWCAUUCACAAACUCAUUGACGAAUGUCCUCGAGUAUUAUCUUCCAACUUAUUACCAAGUUGUUCGGUCUCGCACACCGAGUGAGAGUGGCUACCUGAUGAUACCAAUCCUCUUCGGAAUGAUGCUCGGAUUGUUCAUACAAGGAAUCGGUACUUCCGCUUUCGGCUACUACAAGCCCUUCAUGAUACUAGGAUCCAUAUGCAUGCCCAUCGCAGCCGGCUUAAUGACAACUUUUGAUCUGCACACCACUCUAACCAAGAUCGUCCUCUUCUCGGGGUUUGUUGGCUUCGGCGGCGGCAUCGGGUUCCAGGGUUCAAUUGCAGCCGUGCAGACAACACUCAGUCCUGAGGACGUGAAUCUUGGAACUGGCGUUAUAUUAUUCGGACAGAAUGUUGGGCCGGCGGUUUUCAUCGCCGUUGUCCAUGUCAUUCUCACUAACCGACUGCUAUCAAGUCUACAAGGCAUUGUCCCAGGCUUGACUCCUGAAUUCCUCGAAGAGAAUGGACUCGGCAAUCUAAAGAGAGGAGUGCCAAUGGAACGAUGGGAUGAACUGUUUGCUAGGAUUAGCGACAGCUUGACUACCACCUGGUAUCUGCCAGUCGCACUAGGCUGCUCGACGAUUGUAGGGAGCUUGCUGGUUGAAUGGCGUUCGGUCAAACAGAAAAGGUCAUGA
Messenger RNA from Ramularia collo-cygni, 1665 nucleotides. RefSeq names its product probable permeases of the major facilitator superfamily. The record is from RefSeq and is a predicted model, not a curated record. Lineage: Eukaryota; Fungi; Ascomycota; Dothideomycetes; Mycosphaerellales; Mycosphaerellaceae. The transcript has 3 exons. Gene Ontology annotation, molecular function: transmembrane transporter activity. Gene Ontology annotation, biological process: transmembrane transport. Bases 1 to 1665 code for a protein of 554 amino acids.